Messenger RNA from Diachasma alloeum, 1286 nucleotides. It is a transcript of the gene ND-24, whose product is annotated as NADH dehydrogenase [ubiquinone] flavoprotein 2, mitochondrial. The record is from RefSeq and is a predicted model, not a curated record. The coding region runs from base 95 to 826 and encodes 243 amino acids. Gene Ontology annotation, biological process: mitochondrial electron transport, NADH to ubiquinone. The transcript is spliced from 4 exons. Gene Ontology annotation, molecular function: NADH dehydrogenase activity. Lineage: Eukaryota; Metazoa; Arthropoda; Insecta; Hymenoptera; Braconidae.
GUAUUUCUCCAGUCGAUUGACGUCGACCUCGUACUUUAUUUUUCCUCCACAAUUCCCCCGAAAAAUAGUUCACAAAGUCGUGAAAAACAGUAAAAUGCUGGCAUCAGUCGCCAAAAAGUGCAGCCUCACAGCACUGAGGAAUGUGAGGCAGAUUCAGCUGUCGGCGAGUCGUGCAUCGGAUCAUUUAUUCGUUCACAGAGAUACGGAAUAUGACAAUCCGAACAUUCCCUUUGAAUUCAACGAUGCAAACAAGAAGCGAGCCGAGGCAAUACUCGCAAUAUACCCAGAGGGUCACAAGCGAGGGGCCAUGAUACCACUCCUAGAUCUCGCACAAAGGCAACACGGUUGGCUACCAAUUUCCGCAAUGCACAAAGUAGCUGAGAUACUUAACGUGGCAAAUAUGAGAGUUUAUGAGGUUGCCACUUUCUAUACAAUGUUCAACAGACGGCCAAUGGGAAAAUAUCAUAUCGGUGUUUGUACGUGUACACCAUGCUGGCUGAGGGAUUCUGAUUCAAUUUUGAAGGCUGUGGAGGACACCGCCGGCUGUAAAGUUGGUGAAACAUCGAAAGACAAGUUGUUUACAAUAUCGGAGGUUGAGUGCUUGGGUGCUUGUGCCAAUGCACCAAUGCUCCAGGUUAAUGACGACUACUACGAGGACCUGACACCAGAAACUACCAGGACCAUUAUAAAUAAAUUCAAGUCAGGCGAGAGGCCACCACCUGGACCCCAGGUCUCUACUCGUUAUGCUGCUGACCCGGCUGGGGGUCUGACCUCACUCACAAGCCCACCACCAGCGCCCGGCGAUGGAAUACGCAGUGAUCUAUGAAUUUUCGGGGUGGAGCGAAAAAUCGGGCUGAUAGUCGUUUAAUUAUUCAAUUUGUGUAAUGAUAAUUACUGUGUAAAUGAUUGGUUUUUUCGAAGUAAAAGCAUUGAAAUUAAAUGAUUGUCAAUCGUUAUUUUUACCUUUGUCAUUAUUUUCAGAGAGAAACAAUGAACGAGGGUAUGAUGACAUGAGAAAAAUAGCACUCCUGGCAUUUCAAUUAAUUAAUGGAGGAUUAUUAACAGAUUGUAUUUUUUUAAGUGGAUAAAAUAUUUUGAGGAAAUGAAGCCAUUCAUUAAAUGGUUAUCAAUCAUCAAUGAAUUCCAUUCUCUAAUAAUGCAGUGAUCUAUGGAUUUUUGGGGUUGAGCGAAAAAUCGGGCUGAUAGUCGUUUGAUUAUUCAAUUUGUGUAAUGAUAAUUACUGUGUAAAUGAUUGGUUUUUUCGAAGUAAAAGCAUUGAAAUUAAA